Messenger RNA from Megachile rotundata (alfalfa leafcutting bee), 9073 nucleotides. RefSeq lists its product as uncharacterized. The record is from RefSeq and is a predicted model, not a curated record. Gene Ontology annotation, molecular function: glutamate synthase (NADH) activity; oxidoreductase activity, acting on the CH-NH2 group of donors, NAD or NADP as acceptor; FMN binding. Lineage: Eukaryota; Metazoa; Arthropoda; Insecta; Hymenoptera; Megachilidae.
GAGCAGUCGAGCAUCACGAACUACAUUCAGACAGAUCGUGGCAGUCGAAGCGAUUGGUCGACCAGUGAUUGCACAUUUCGUUCGAGUUUUAUUCGAGUCUAUGAUAACCGCGAUUGCGGAUCGCUGAAAAUAAUUUAGCAAUUUUGGUCGCGUUUCAUGAUUUUCGAUCGUUCCGCGAGAGCCAAUGAAAUAUUUGUUUUCACGGUAAUUGUACGCCGGCCAGAAAGUUGUCCGAGUCGCUCUCGCGUGUGUGAUACAUGAUACAAUAUACGUGUUGCGUUGUAAAAAGCAAUUAAAGGAAAGCGAAAGAGGAAAAAAAGAGUCGUGAACGAAAAGGAAAGAACGAGAACGUCGAACAAGGAAACUAUAGACACGAGUUAGAAUUUGGUGGAAUAACCGGAGCACGAAUUAAGCGGCCGUGCUAUCGAUCGUUGACACGACACGACACGAGACGACACGACACGACUCGGCUCGACUCGACUCGACUCGACAGAGAGAAACCAUGUACGACGUUGAAAAUUGGUCUUUACCUCCGAAACAGGCUCUUUACGAUCCUGCUCUCGAAAAGGAAGCCUGCGGUGUUGGUUUCAUCGUUGCCAUAGAUGGAAAAAAAUCUCAUAAGAUCGUUAGGGACGCGGAAAUUCUUUCGGCGCGCAUGAACCAUCGUGGUGCCUGUGCUUGCGACAACGACACCGGUGACGGAGCCGGUGCUCUUUGCGCCAUUCCUCACGAGUAUUACGCCGACGAAUUGCGUGCACGGCAAAACGUCGAAUUACCAGAAUUUGGACGUUACGCUACCGGUAUUCUGUUCCUCGACAAAAAUACGCACGAACAAGUUGAGGAUGCGUUCGAAAAAUUAGCCAAAGAAUGCAAUUUGAGGGUAAUCUGUUGGCGAGACGUUCCAACGGAUAACACGAAAAUUGGACAAGUGGCACGAAAAUGCGAGCCUUACAUGCGGCAAGUGUUCGUUACCGGCGACCAAGAUGACGCUGAUCUCGAACGGCAGGUGUUCGUUUUAAGGAAAAGAUCGUCUCAUUCCAUACCGCAGUUAGGGAUAAGAUACUACAUAUGUUCGCUUUCCGUCCGAGUCGUGGUGUACAAAGGUCAGCUAACAGCGGAUCAGCUGUGGUUGUACUUCCUAGAUCUGAAGUCGCCAAAAUUCGAGACCUAUUUGGCGUUGGUUCACACAAGAUUUUCCACCAACACGUUUCCCAGCUGGGAAAGGGCGCAUCCUCUUCGAUUGUUGGCGCACAAUGGCGAAAUCAACACUUUGAGAGGAAACGUUAAUCUGAUGAAAGCCCGAGAAGGAGUGAUGAGCAGCAAGCUUUAUGGCGAGCAACUGAAACAGCUGUAUCCCGUGGUAGAACCGAAUCUCUCCGAUUCGGGAGCAGUUGAUUGCGUUUUGGAAUUUCUGGUGAUGGUGGGACAACGCUCCUUACCAGAGGCGGUAAUGACAAUGGUACCGGAAGCGUGGCAAAACGAUACGACGAUGGCAACCGAGAAACGCGACUUUUAUCAUUGGGCUGCUUGCGCUAUGGAACCUUGGGAUGGUCCCGCCCUUUUGACUUUCACGGAUGGACGUUACGUUGGUGCUAUUUUAGACAGAAAUGGCCUGCGCCCGUCGCGCUUCUACGUCACUAAGGAUAACAUGAUGGUGAUGGCGUCCGAAGUGGGCGUCUAUGACACUCCGCCCGGAAAUGUAGUCCUGAAGAGUCGUUUGAAGCCAGGAAGAAUGCUACUGGUCGAUACGCGCGAAAAGAGGAUCAUAGAGGACGUGGAACUCAAGUUGCAAAUAGCUAGAAGCAGACCUCAUUCGAAAUGGCUGAAAGAUCAGAUGAUCACGAUGGAAGAGUUACGGGCCGCUGACAGAGAUUCCACUAAAACAAAGGUGGUUCCUGUUAAAAAUGGUUUAGUCGGUGAGCAAACUAAAGCGGAUAACGAGGAAAAUCCUAUAUCCGCCGUAAAUCGAGUUUGGGGAGGGGACAAGAGGCUAUCGCUUUACGGUUAUACGCUGGAAACGAUCAAUUUGCUGCUGUUACCGAUGAUGCAGUCCAAAAAAGAAGCAUUGGGUUCGAUGGGUAACGACGCGCCACUCGCCUGUCUUUCGCAAUUUCAACCGCUAAUCUACGAUUACUUCAAGCAACUGUUUGCCCAGGUGACCAAUCCUCCGAUAGAUCCUUUCAGAGAAAAAAUUGUCAUGUCGAUGUUAUGUCCCAUCGGACCCGAGAGUAACAUUUUGGAACCCAACGAGCUUCAAGUGCACCGAUUAUUUUUACCGCAACCGAUAUUAUCACUGGACGAUCUUGAAAUAAUUAAACGCACGAGAUAUCGUGGUUGGAAGAGUAAAGUGAUCGACGCGACUUACCCUGUCCAAGAUGGCCCAUCCGGAUUAACGGACACGUUGAACCGUGUCAGUCGAGAAGCCGACGAAGCUGCCAAAGAAGGUUACCAGUUUCUGAUUCUGUCCGAUCGACGAGCUGGACCAGACAGGGUACCAGUGAGUAGUCUCCUUGUGCUGGGCGCGGUGCACCAUUAUUUGAUCGAAGAACGACAACGUAUGAAAGUUGGUCUUAUCCUGGAAACAGCCGAAGCUAGAGAAGUACAUCACGUUUGUCUGUUACUUGGUUACGGAGCAGACGCCGUUUGUCCGUACCUGGUCUUUGAAAUGGCAAGGAAUCUUCGAGCGGAUGGCGUACUCGAUUCCUCGUUGACCGAUAACGUUUUAUGCGCGAACUACGCAGAAGCAAUGGAGAGGGGUAUAGCUAAAGUAAUGGCGAAAAUGGGUAUCUCCACGUUACAGUCGUAUAAAGGAGCGCAAAUCUUUGAAGCGGUCGGCCUAUCCGACGAUGUAAUCGAGAAAUGUUUCAAGGGAACGCAGUCUCGCAUCGGUGGAGUUACUUUCGAUAUUUUGGCGAAAGAAGCAUUCGAAAGGCAUCAAAUCACUUAUUGGAACAAACCUAUAGAUAUGCUGGUCAUUCGCAAUCCAGGAAUUUAUCAUUGGAGAUCCGGCGGAGAGAAACACGUGAACGAUCCCGAUAGUAUCGCUAACUUACAGGAUUACGUAAGUACUAAGAAUUGGAAUGCUUACGAGAAGUAUCGAAAAACCACGAUGGAGAUGAUAAAAGCUUGUACGUUGCGGGGUCAGAUAGAACUGAUCGAAAAAUCCGAAAAUUCGAUACCCAUAGAAGAAGUUGAACCUGCCUCUGAAAUAGUGAAACGAUUCGCGACCGGUGCUAUGAGUUUUGGAAGCAUCUCGAUAGAGGCUCAUACCAGUCUGGCAAUCGCGAUGAAUCGGAUCGGUGGAAAAUCGAAUACCGGAGAAGGCGGUGAAAACGCCGACAGGUAUCUCGAUCAAGAUCCAACGUUUAACAAAAGAUCCGCCAUCAAACAAGUCGCGAGCGGUCGUUUCGGUGUAACUUCGAGCUAUCUAGCGAACGCCGACGAUCUUCAAAUAAAAAUGGCACAGGGAGCGAAACCGGGAGAAGGAGGUGAAUUGCCUGGUUACAAGGUUACUGCUGAAAUCGCUGCAACCAGACACUCGGUACCUGGUGUGGGACUAAUUUCUCCGCCGCCGCAUCACGACAUUUAUUCGAUCGAAGAUCUCGCCGAGUUAAUUUAUGAUUUAAAAUGCGCGAAUCCCAAUGCACGUAUUUCUGUGAAGCUCGUGUCGGAAGUGGGGGUAGGCGUAGUCGCAGCAGGCGUGGCCAAGGGGAAAGCGGAACACAUCGUAAUAUCCGGUCACGACGGUGGAACCGGCGCUAGCAGUUGGACAGGAAUAAAAUCCGCUGGAUUACCUUGGGAAUUGGGAGUCGCGGAAACUCAUCAAGUUUUAACUUUGAAUAAUCUUCGAUCGCGCGUUGUCGUUCAAGCGGACGGUCAAAUGCGCACUGGAUACGACGUGGUAGUAGCGGCUCUUUUAGGUGCCGAUGAAUUUGGUUUCAGUACUGCACCGUUAAUUUCUAUGGGUUGUACGAUGAUGAGAAAAUGUCACUUAAACACUUGUCCAGUGGGCAUAGCAACCCAAGAUCCGGUGCUUCGAAAAAAAUUCGAAGGAAAACCGGAACACGUUAUCAACUUUUUCUUCGCGUUGGCAGAAGAGGUACGUUCGUACAUGGCUAGAUUAGGAGUGCGCGAGUUUCAACAUUUAAUCGGUCGUACAGAUUUCUUAAAAGUCCGCCAAGAUAUCUCGAUCGAGAAAGCAAAGACGUUGAAACUCGAUAACAUUUUGCGAAGCGCUUUGGAACUUCGGCCAGGAAUAAAUAUCAAGGGUGGAUCGAUCAAGCAAGACUUUCAGUUGGAGAACAGACUGGACAACCGCGCGAUCGAAUUGGCCAGGGAUGUGUUGGAUCGAAAAAAGGAUAGCGUUACGAUGGAAUUGAAUAUUAACAAUGAAUGUAGAGCGUUCGCAUCGACCUUGAGCUACCAUGUGUCAAAAUUGUUCGGUGAAGCUGGUUUACCAGAGGGUAGUAUAAAUAUUAGGAUGAAAGGUUCCGCAGGUCAGAGUUUCUGCGCUUUCAUGACCAAAGGGAUUCACGUUACUCUCGAAGGAGAUGCCAACGAUUACGUUGGGAAGGGACUCUGUGGUGGAGAGAUCGUGAUAUAUCCACCAAAAGAUUCCACUUUUAAAUCCGAAUAUAACGUUAUCGUUGGUAACGUUUGCCUUUAUGGUGCAACGUCCGGUAAAGCCUAUUUCCGAGGGAUAGCUGCCGAAAGAUUCAGCGUUCGUAACAGUGGAGCAACUGUUGUAGUGGAGGGCGUCGGAGAUCAUGGAUGCGAAUAUAUGACCGGUGGUUGCGCGGUCAUUUUGGGACUGACCGGAAGAAAUUUCGCUGCUGGUAUGUCCGGUGGUAUAGCUUAUGUCUUCGAUGUGGAUGGAUCUUUCAAAAGUAAAUGCAACCCUGAAAUGGUGGAGUUGCUGCCUCUGAACAAACCGGAAGAUAUAGCAUUCGUGAAACAACUUCUAGAAGAAUUCGUUGAAAAGACCGGCUCUCUUAUCGCUGAAAGUCUGUUACAACUGUGGCCUGAACCAACUACGCGGUUCGUUAAGGUAUUUCCAUACGAAUAUCAACGAGCACUGCAACAACUCGAACAGGCAAAACAAAUACAAGAAACAGUAAACGGAAACUCGGAAACUGAUUCGAAUGUUCGAGUGAAAGAUAUCGAGGAAGUAGUCGCGGACGUUGAUAUGGAACAGCGUAAACUCGAUAAGAUCAGAGGAUUUUUGAAAUACAAAAGAGAAGUGGCGGUUUAUCGGCCGGUUGAAAACCGUCUUACCGACUGGGAUGAAAUUUAUAACUUUCAACGAGUUCGAAAAGGACUACGCGUACAAGCAGCCAGAUGCAUGGAAUGUGGUGUACCAUUUUGCCAAAGUAGUCACGGUUGUCCUUUAGGAAAUAUUAUACCGAAAUGGAACGAUUUAAUUUUUCAAUCGAAUUGGAAAGAAGCUUUGAAUCAGUUGUUACAAACAAAUAAUUUUCCAGAAUUCACUGGAAGAGUUUGCCCUGCGCCGUGCGAAGGUGCCUGCGUGCUGGGUAUAUCGGAACCACCGGUUACGAUAAAAAACAUCGAAUGCGCGAUAAUCGAUCACGCGUUCGAAGAAGGCUGGAUAGUGCCGCAUCCACCUACAACAAGAACCGGUCGACGAAUUGCCGUAAUCGGUUCUGGUCCUGCAGGACUAGCCGCGGCUCAUCAAUUAAAUAAAGCAGGCCAUCUGGUAACCGUUUACGAAAGAAACGAUCGUAUAGGAGGCUUAUUGCAGUAUGGCAUACCUACUAUGAAACUAUCGAAGCAAGUCGUUCAAAGGAGAGUUUCCCUUUUAGCCGCGGAAGGAAUCACCUUUAAAACCAGCAUCAACGUUGGAAAAGAUAUUUCUGCUAAGGAAUUGGCUGAACAAUACGAUGCAAUGUUACUUUGUACCGGUGCUACAUGGCCAAGAGAUUUACAAAUACCAGGUCGACAUUUCGAGGGUAUUCAUUUCGCUGUAAGUUUUCUGGAACAUUGGCAGAAGAAACAAAUGGGGAACGAUACGCCGUUGGAUAUGCGUCUGAUGGCUAAGGAUAAAGAUGUCAUUAUAAUAGGUGGUGGCGACACCGGUUGCGACUGCAUAGCUACGUCUUUACGACAGGGUGCCAAAACUAUCACUACUUUUGAAAUUUUACCGGAACCACCAAAAAAGAGAGGACAAGAUAAUCCUUGGCCUCAGUUCCCUCGUGUAUUCAAAGUAGAUUAUGGCCAUGAAGAAGUACUCCUCAAGUUCGGACGAGAUCCGCGACAAUUCAGUACAUUGAGUAAGGAAUUCUUGGACGAUGGAAAUGGCCAUGUAAGCGGUAUCAAAACAGUGACGGUGUCAUGGACAAUGGAAAAUGGUCGUUGGAAAAUGGAAGAAGUUCCAGGGACGGAAAAGAUAUAUAAAUGUGAUUUGGUUUUACUCGCAAUGGGUUUCUUGGGUCCCGAGAAAUAUAUCGCUGAAGAAUUGAACACGACGUUGGACGAAAGAGGCAACUUUAAAACACCGGUCGGCAAAUACGAAACAAGUUUAUCUCGAACGUAUGCAGCUGGAGAUUGUCGUCGUGGACAGUCGCUGGUUGUUUGGGCCAUCACGGAAGGCAGACAAGCAGCGAGAGAGAUAGAUCUGGCUUUGAUGGGAGAAACUGGUCUUCCCGUGACCGGAGGUGUAAUAACGGGAGUAGUAGCUUAAAAUGCAUGUUAACGUUCUUCGAUCGAUCAUCCUUCUUCGCAUUCGACGACUACAGUUUUCUUUUUUAUCACUGAAUCGAUUCUACGAAAUUAUUGGAUAAUGGGGAGCGUAAGCGGCGGCGAAGAUGCGUCUAUGUAUUGUUAAAUUAUCAACAACGAAGAAGAGAUAAUCUACCAAAGAACGGAAGAAAAAAAAAAAGUAAAGAACCAGUAUUAUUUUUAUCGUACGUUUAAGCGAUAUUGGAAGAAUCAAGAUGUUAUUAACGUUUUGUCGCCGUGAUAACACGAGAAUAACAACAUACGUUAUUGCGACGAUAUUCAUUUUUAAUUCAGUUGCCGUUGCAUCGUCGUUUAUUGGUUUUGCAAAACUUGGCAACUGCAUAUCUUCUGUAGUAUAAAAUGAUUAUAAAUAUGCCUCGAAUUGCGUUUGCUACCCUCGUUCGCGUUUCUUGGUAGUUUCGUAAGGUACACGCAUGUACGUAAAUACGAAUUAUUGCGGAAUCGGUAGACUUUGAAGAGGAGUUGAACAAUACAGUUUGGAAAAAAAAAACAAAAUAAAAUAAUCAACUAUGUACGAUUUGUUUUAACGAAUCGAAAUAGUCGUUCGCAAUAGUUCCAACUAUAUUUCCAGGAUAGUUAUAGAAGGUGCGUUUACGCAGAAGUAACAGUCGUGUUCUCGCAUUCGUGAUUUUUAAUCUUUCUAGUUUCUAGUAUACACGCGAGCGCGUAAGUAUUUUUCUUUCGAGUCACCCUCAAACGUUUACGAUAGAGAUAUAUUUAUUUAUAAAAAUGUCAACGUCAUGCAAAAUAUAUAGUGUUUCGAACGUAAGAAAAAUCCGUACCCCAACAAAUUUUGUUCAUUGCGCGUCAUUGUACAUUCUAUACAAAGAGAUGAAAAUAUUUGGAGACAAUAAGUAAAUAAAUAAUAGUAAUAAUAAUAUCAAUGUGUAAAACAAGAAAAUAUUCAUUACAACGAAGUUGUAACGAGUUACCUGAAACAACGUAAUAGCGAUAUUAGAUGUUCGUAUAUUUAAAACGAUCAUUAAGCUGCAUAUAAAUACUUAUUCGUUACAUAGAACGGAAAAGGAAAGAAUGGGAGAAGAAAACGUGGAUGUUUUAAAAUCAAAGAAAUAUUCAACAGCCUCGGACAAACAUCAAAUUUUAGCCAUAUCUUACUUUAUUCCCUUUGAUAUUCGACGAUCAAAAUGGCAAACGUUUGUACGGAAACAAUUCGUGGAACAUCAAGUUGCUUAUAUUCGCGAUCAAAUUAUCAACGUCGCUACUGCGCACGCACUUGGGAACUAUUAUUUUAAAAACAAAUCAUUCGUAUUCGCCAGAGAAUGUCUUAACGUCGCUUGGUUGCAACUAUUUGACGUGAGCAUCGAUUUCAAACCAGCUGUAAAUCAUAUGUAGUUUCGAUUCGCGUCUACAUAUUUUCUUAUCGAACCCGUAUCUGUUCCACUGGGUCUUCUUAAAAAUGAGGUUAAUAAUACACCUAACCUAACUGAAGACAUUAAAUUGCAUUUUGCCGUUGCUUUGUAAGAAAAGCAACCUCCUCAAUAUAAAAUGUCCUACAACUUUAAGAAUAUUGGUUGUAAACUUUCACGACCUUUGCAAAUUAUGUAUUAGGUUAGGUAUUACUAUUAAUUUUAUAUUUUUAAGAGCCGUUCCCAAAUCUACACAAUGUCAUUUAUCUGUCUUACUUAUUCUAUUUUGUUUAGUGGAUACUUUUAAGGUUAGAUCACUCGAAACGCGACAAAUCUCAUAAAGUCGAUAUCGAAUUGGAAUCAUCACCGAUCGAUUCUUGGAUUCUUAGAAACAGUUCGUGAACCUCCGUCGGAAGAUCAUCUCUUUUGGACAUCACUUAUUUCGUUGGCACUAACUGACGUGAAAAUAAAAAUUAUUAUUAAUGAUUUCGAGAUAUACAUACUAACUAAUGUCGUUGCGUUGGAUAGAGUUAAGUUUUCGUUUGCAUAUUAUAAUUUAUUUAGUGUAAAUCGUUUCGAUUCGACCUAUAAGCGGGGGCGUCGGCAUCUAUACGUAAUUGUAUACGAUUUAAUCGAUCGUGCGAAAUGCGAAACAAAAUUAAUUUUAUCCAAAUAUCAGAACGUAGUUGCAAAGCGUAGUACAUGCUGGAAUAAUAGUAGUCGAUUUCGAAACCGAAAAUAACACGGACCACACGUUUUUUCCUUAAAAUUUACUAGAAUAUAAUAAAAUAAAAACAUAAGCGAAACGAAAAAAAAGGAGUAUAAAACAGAAAAGAAUAAUUUUAUUGCAGUGGGACAAACAUUGCAAAUCAAAAAAAGGUCGUUUAAUUUGAACUAUGAAAAGAAUACGAUGAUUCGUUUAUAAGGUUAUUCGAUAAAGGAUCGACAAA